Molecule: messenger RNA, 1783 nt
Organism: Folsomia candida
Lineage: Eukaryota; Metazoa; Arthropoda; Collembola; Entomobryomorpha; Isotomidae
Product: zinc finger protein 200
Exons: 8
Coding region: 246-1319 (357 amino acids)
Biological process (GO): central nervous system development; regulation of transcription by RNA polymerase II
Cellular component (GO): nucleus
Molecular function (GO): DNA-binding transcription factor activity, RNA polymerase II-specific; RNA polymerase II cis-regulatory region sequence-specific DNA binding
Source: RefSeq, a predicted model, not a curated record
AAUCUCUCAUAAAUAAAUUUAUCACAUGUGCAGACACACAUUUGUAUUCAUUUUCCCGUUAAUUCACUGAUUUAAGAACAAUUAAAUUUUACAAUGAAAAUAUUUUGAACAAAAAGUUUACACUUCAGACACUUACAUAUUUAAAAAAAAAGUAUUUUCUCCAUUUAUCCCUGGACUUGACGGAAAUUUACGUGUUAUCGGUCAGGUUUGAAAGCAGAACUAGUUGAUAACGCCUUAUCUUCACCAUGUCAACUCCUCCACCAGUUUGUCUGUUUUGUCGGAAAUUUACCAGUUAUCGUGAAAACAGCUCGGACCAUUACGUUCCAUCAUUUCUAACUUAUCUCAAGACAAUUAACGUCAUUAACUUCGAGUCCAAUUACGAAAACGACUUUCCCCACGAAGAUUUCCAUUGUUGUCGAAAAUGUGGCGCUCUGCUGGGGACGAUUUUUGCCGAUGUGCGAAAACUGAGGGCCGAUUUACUCAAAAUUUACACCGUCACGUUCGAAAAUCUGGAGGAAAACGAGCCCCUUCAGGAGGACAACGUUCUGGAAAACUGGAGGCGGAAGAGUGUCGCUCAUCCUGUUUCCGGUUUGGCAAGAGAUUUGGUAAUUGUAUCGCGAGAACAGAGCAGCCCAGAUCACGAAACCCGCAUGGAGGAGGAGCAACUUCCAAUCAAAAUUGAACGGGAAGAUGUCGAUCUCGAUACCGAAAUCGGCGUCAAAGUGGAAAUUGAAGAAGACGACCAAAUCGGCGAAUUUAUUCUCCCCGAUUUCGCCCCAGAGAUGGGUCCCGACCCGCUGGAGCUGCUGCCGCCAUCCGACGGAUACCGCCAGGAGGACGAUAAACCACCAGAAAUGACCCCCUCGUCGUCCACGGGACCUCUGCCCUUACCGCGCAAAGGACGGGGAAGAGUCCCAAUCUGGAGCUUGAAGGAGUACUGGACGAGCGAUAGUAGCCACACUAUGAGCGCCGUCUAUGCACAUUCACCAACUAAUAAUACACUGAUUAAGAUGCCCUCCUAUUGGGGGGUGAGGAAGAGGGAUAGGCGCAAGUAUAUUUGCGCCUUGUGCAACAAACGUUUUUCCAGCUUGGGCGGCUACAACACGCACAUGGAGACCCACACGAGGAACGCAGAGUGUCUUGACGCCAAAUUGCCCUGUCCGGUGAAAGGAUGCCGGUCGAUCUUCUACGCGGUUGCGAAACGAGACAGACACGUGGAAAUCGUUCACUCACGGAAACCAUUUUCCUGCCCGACCUGCUCCCAAGCGUUUGCACGGAAGGAGAUGUUAGCCAUACAUCAAGAGUUCAAUCAUUCCUGACAGCGUGACGCUAUUUGUACUUAAAUUUGGCCACUUAUGUCAAGGUGUCGAUUUAAGUCGUCGCGAUGUUUUUUUUGGGGGGGAACCCGACACAGAUUUAAGAUAUGUGUACCAAGUCAAAAGAAACGAGUUAAGUAUAAACUGGCGAAAGGCUAGUUUACAUACUCUGAUAAAAAAAAUCUCGAUGUUUUCACCAUUUUUGAGGUACCAGUUUUCAAAUAUUUACUCGAGAAAUCGGGACAAAGCACGCUUUAGUACACUCUUUUGUAUAAUAUUUCCCUUUUGAAAAGUAAACUCACUUGGAACUCUAAAUUUAAUUUAUUUACUAAACUAUUCAAAUCUAUAAAUUUGAAAUUAAAGUAUUCCUACAUAAUAUUUAAUAACUUUGGUUCCUGUCAAGUAAUAUGUCAUUACUUCUGCAGGAAGAGAAUAAUAAAUUCCGAUGAUAACAUUUUCGAAACACG